Drosophila santomea is the source of this 4326-nucleotide messenger RNA. RefSeq lists its product as uncharacterized. The transcript is spliced from 2 exons. The record is from RefSeq and is a predicted model, not a curated record. The coding region runs from base 149 to 4249 and encodes 1366 amino acids. NCBI's taxonomy places the organism in Eukaryota, Metazoa, Arthropoda, Insecta, Diptera, Drosophilidae.
CAAAUAGGCAAUAUUUAGGAAUGUGUUGUACAAAUAAAAGUUCUGAAAACAUAACUGACACAAAUUUCCGGAAUCUAUGUGCCGUUUGGUUGUUUGUAAAGUAUCUCGACCCGAUUGGCCCCCUAAAAAUCAAAAUAGCUAGCUUUUGAUGUUUCGCUUCUACAAGUUGUACUCGUUGUACAUGAACAACAUGACCAGUGGGCUAACAUGGCCGCGGGAGUGGUGCCUGUGCGAGAAGCUGCCGCGGGCGGUGCUCCACAUCCCGGUGAACCGUCACAUGCUCUGCCAGGUGUGCGGAUUGGCCAGGCGCCCCGAGGCUGGACUCGACUCCUCCAGCGAUGAGGACGCAGAUCAGGGCACCCAACGCCAGACGCAUAUCCUGGAGCAACGCAACGUGGAGGAGCCCAAAAAGGGUCAAGUGACUAGGGUGAAGGUAGCCAUUAGGGGAAAGAAGCCGAAAGCCAAGAAGAUUUGCCGGACGAACUGCCUCAAGUGUGGUGGCUUAGCCAGGGCAGAAGCUGGCCAGGAAUGUACUGAAGCACCCAAAGACGUGAAGAACACGUUGUACCCGGGGCGUCAUGGCUUGUACUCGAAACCGAAGGGAAUGCCCCGUCGACAGCAGGUGCCCAAGGCACCGCCACCUUCGACACCAUCAACAUCUCCAACGCUAUCGCCAUCACCAUCGGCUUCAUCAGCUCCAUCGCCCACGGCACCACCACGCCCUCCUCGUCUAGCAACGGAGUCACCACGCUCGGAGAUGCCCAGCCUGGUGGCCAUGGCCCAUACCGUUUUCAAUCCGAAAAACCACAUACUACAGAGCUACAGAAAUCUAUUUGUCAGCAACUUUAUUCCCUUGCAGAGUCCCAUUACGGAUACCUUUGGCGGAGCUAUCUCCAAGAGGAGCAGGAACAGCACUCGGCCGCCGCGCUGCCACAGGAGUCGCCCAUUGCCACCCCUUUCCAAAGUGCUGACCAACAUCUUGAGCAGCCAAGACUCGACGGAUGGCAGAGAGCUGGGUGGUGGCUUGAGUAGCUCCAAUUCCAAGGACUCGCAGACCACCGAUUACGAGCUGGCCAGCCAGUUCUGCCCCUUCGACGAGUAUGAAGGUCCAUCCGAAGACGCUCUCGUCGGGAGCAGCGCACGAUAUCUACUCCAUCGUCCGAAAUCGCUGCACAUCGAACCACGACAGGACUUGCCCAACAAUCGCAUUGAAUCCCUGAACUAUAAGUUCAGCUCAACUUCUUCAGCCAAGGACAUCCCGAAUCCGAUGGCUGACAAUCUACCAGGGAUCCUAUUCAUGACGCAAUCAGUUCGCAAAAAUCUUAUGACGACCCUUAAUAAACUUGGAAGCGAAUGCCAUAUUUCAAAUAAAACGAGCCCACCAAACAACUUGGCCUCCAAACCGGCAGCUAUGCAGCAGACCACUCCACAAAAUAAACCAGAAGAGUCCGAAAAGCUGGAAAGAUCCUCCAUUUUAAGCUCCAUCAUGGACCAAGUCUUCUGCUCACAGGCAUCCGAAAGCUCACAUGGAAUCUUCGAAGAUGACAAAGUCCCUGAAUUGGAGGAUAUUAAUGAGACGUUCAACGACAUGUUCAUCGAGGACCCUGAAACCGUAUCUUUGAAAAGUGAUGUAUCCAAUGAGCAAACUGUAUUUUCUUCAAAUAAAACAAACCACUACGACGAUUAUUCCAAACCCGUUUCAAACACACCAAGCACUUCUAGCUGGGAACGGUUUUGUGACACAAAAGAUGAUUGUGCUAAAGCCAAACCGACAUUAUAUAAGUGUGCCCGCUGCGGACAGCAUAAGAAGCGUGAAGAUAUGGUUGCUAAAAUUAAAACAAAUCAUAAUAGUCCUAUAAAAACAGAUACAAAUGAAAUCAGGUUGAAUAAAAAAGUAGGAAUCGCAAUAAAGCAAAGGCUCAAUAGCGUAAGAUCAGGAGCACAAGAAUAUAUAAAAGUGGAACACGAAAUGGAGAAUUCCCCAAAGAUAGCAGACCAAAGAGUAAUCCCAGAGAUUUUUAGGGAAAAUCUACGUAUCCCAAAGCCAAGAAGAACAGCUGAAGAAAUCCCAAAAGAGAGCAUUCUACGAGAACCAUGUAUAAAUACAAACAUUCAAAGCAAAGGACAACGAAUUGGUCAUAAGGAUUCCCUCGCAGUGCAAACUGCUUUCAAAAUUCAUAGAACUUUUAAAUAUUUAAAUUUACAAGCAAAAGAAGAUAAGCCAUUGGGGGUUAACAAUCCAGCCAUAAUCAAUGAUAAACCAAGGAAUACUCUUCCUAAGAUACACCACGAAUGUCUGGGAAAACGUCACAGAAACGCACUUAAAGAUACGAAUAUACUCAGAUCUCAAGUACCAGUUAAUAUGAAGCCAUCGACCAACUGGGGAGUGAUACAAAUCUUCGGGACCGUAAUUCAUCAGUGUCACAAGAUCCCCAAAUUACAAGUUGCCACCUUUGUAAGGGAGUUGGUGGAUAUCGGUCAAACCAUACAUGGCUAUAUCCAGGAGUAUACUCCUUCGUCGCUCUUUGAGUUUCGUAUGCCCGACAUUAGUCCCAACGAACUGCUAACUUACCGAAAUCUUGGAGAAAAUUCGUAUAAUAAUAGCGGGAGCGUUACUCCUAUACCUCAUAAAGCCAGUCCAAAGAAGUUACUUUUGCCGGAGCAGUCUAAAAUCCACAAAAAAACGAGUCCUCAAGCCCAUUCAGUAAAAUACGAAAGUCGCGAGAUUAGAUACAAAACACUUGAAUUAUCGUUUAACGCAGGACAAACAGAUAGUUUUAACCAUCCAAAUGACAAAUUGCUUCAUUAUGACAAACAAAUAGCACAUAAUAAUACAAUACAUACCAACGAUGCUUCCAAUUUGUAUGAGGCAGAUAGUAUUUCUGGAAUGAAAACAGAGGAGGAUAGAAAGUCUCUGCCAAUAAAAUCAAUAGAUGCUAAUUUAAGUUGCUUAAGUGAUAACAAUGUGAGCCAGUCGAAGUUUUGUAAGCCGCAAGCCAAGAACUUUAAAUGGCAUACAUCAGAUGUAGGAAUGAACAUUUUGGAAAAAGAAGAGAACCCAUUAAAAGAAUCCAAUCCAAAGGCAGUUAAUGCUACGUUUUCGAGAUCGAAAGAGAAUAAAGAAAAUUCCAAGGAAUUAUAUUACCAAAAGAAACCCAUAGCGAUACAAAAAUACAAUUCAUCAAAACUGAGCAAUGAGAUAAGAAAGCAAAUAGACAAAUCGUUGCAACUGAAGAUCAAAAAAAUAAUGAGUAAACCGAUAAAGUUGCUAAGAUCCACUGAUUCAGAUUCGGUUGAAAGAUUUGUAGAGCCAUUUACAAAUAAAUUAAGUGUUUCCGAAGAAUAUAAUCUAAGCUCUUCACGUUCACCAAAUGUUAUUUUAAGUCCCCCAAAACAAAGCGAAGCUGUUUUGAAUACACGAAAGGAAUCAACUUCUUCUAGUUCCUCCAUGGAAAUAAGUUCAAGUCAAAAGCCAUUACGACUAUUAGAAAAUCCGUACUCCUCAAAUCACUCGGAAUUAGAGGACCUAACUAUGGAAUCCAAGAUUGAAACUGACUGUGACGCAGCAUCGGAACCCAAAAUGACCUGUAAAACCACCGAAUAUGAGGGACUGCCCCCUCUGAACUGGCAAGUAAUCUCAAUGGGUUCAGCUCAUCCAAAUAAUACUGUGAAUCAACCAUCGGAAUCAAUCUUGGAAGAAGAGUUUUUAUGUCCCAUUUACAUGUGCGGAUGCCUCAUAAAGUCGAAGACAUUUGCGUCCCAUUUUAAGCGAGAUCAUAGAGGUACGAAAACCAAAAGUGCUUGGUCGCAGGAAGAUUGCCAUCAAGUAGUGGAAGGUCUACCAAAGCAGUUCACCUUCGAUGGCGAUCUCCUCACCCAAGGAAACACUUUCGUGGCCCUUCUCUUUUACAGCAGCCUAACAAGGGAAAGCCCCCCUAGAUCACUUCCUAUGCGGAAUCAUCCGCUGGCCUUACUAGCUGCUCCACAAAAGUCUAAGGAUGAUCGAUUGACCGGCGUUUUCUUCUGGCUGAUCGGCUGCAACUUCUGUGCCAAACUUCUCGCUAAGCUCACAGUCUACGAUCCACUAGAUAGAAUUGGACGGAGUGAGAUUAUUAGGCCACGUCCUUUACCUCAAAAGCAAGACCCACAAGGAUUGCCCACCAAUUCUAAAGAUCAGUUGCUUAUAACAGUUCCACACAGGAAAAGGACGUUUCAAAUAAGUGUGGUCAUAGAUGAAAAGCAAACCUAAAUAUACGAUGUUGUUCCUUUCAGUUUAUAAUCCCUUUAAUACCAGUAGUACCACGAGUUUCAUUUUAAAGACGUAUU